AUGGGAUUUGUAGCCCAUCAGUACCACAAGAAGAUCAUAAAACUCGCAAAGGGUUACCGUGGACGACAAAAGAAUUGUUAUCGAAUUGCCAUUCGCAGUGUUAUCAAAGCGCAGGCCAGAUCCUAUGUUGGAAGAAAACUGAAAAAGAGAGAUAUGCGUUCGCUGUGGAUCCAGCGAAUUAAUGCCGCAUCGCGACUCUUUGGUACAAACUACAACCAUCUGAUAAACAAGGAGAAAAAGGCAGGAAUUGCCAUAAACAGAAAAAUGUUGGCUGAAUUAGCCGUGACUGUGAGAUACUGAAGUUUUUUUAAUGAUCCAUAGGAACCCUGCUCUUUUAAUUCUCUUGUGCUAGCCUUCGAUGUGAUUGAGAAGAUGGGAUUGAGCGAUCCUGUCGCAGCUGCAAAGGAGGCCAUGUCCAAACUUCCCGACCACGCCCCUGUUAACGAUAUUCAAACCGUCCUAGAUGAGAUGAACAAGCUUUCCCUUU
This is a messenger RNA of Blastocystis hominis, 487 nucleotides long. Its product is annotated as Ribosomal protein L20. Gene Ontology annotation, cellular component: ribosome. Gene Ontology annotation, biological process: translation; ribosomal large subunit assembly. The transcript is spliced from 3 exons. Bases 1 to 300 code for a protein of 99 amino acids. NCBI's taxonomy places the organism in Eukaryota, Bigyra, Opalinata, Blastocystidae. The record is from RefSeq and is a predicted model, not a curated record. Gene Ontology annotation, molecular function: rRNA binding; structural constituent of ribosome.